Molecule: messenger RNA, 2454 nt
Organism: Drosophila obscura
Lineage: Eukaryota; Metazoa; Arthropoda; Insecta; Diptera; Drosophilidae
Exons: 3
Coding region: 58-2148 (696 amino acids)
Source: RefSeq, a predicted model, not a curated record
AUAUUUGUAUUUAUUUUUUUGUCACGGAAUUACUGUUGAUAAGGGCGAGGCGAGGGCAUGUUAAACACUAAAUACCAACUAAUUCCGACUGACGAGCAUUUGCCCAAGGAGAAGAGCUCUGCAACAUGGAUAGUGAAGUUAGCCCUAAUAUUUGUGGGGCUCUUUACUCUUGCUUUCUACACUUGGAGUCCCGUAUUAGUUCAACCAGAGCCCUGUACGUUCACUACUCCAAGAGCGAAUGAGGCGUUAGCAAAGUGGGAAGCGAAUUGUACAACCUCUGUCUUUGAACAGUCUACCACCGAAAACGAACACUCAACCACGACCAAUGAACAGUCAACCACGAACUUAGUCUUGGGACAGCAAUUGACAGCAAGGACCACCAAAGCAUCAAAGUCCGAGGAAAAAAACAAUAGAUUCUUUGUGAAUACGCCUCAGUGUCAAAUGCCCUAUCCAAACCCCUUCUCCAGAAAUAUUUUAAAUGUGUACCACAGGAAACGCUAUGUAGUGUGUGAUAAGAGACCGGACAUGCUGAAAGUCAACUACAAUGAAAAAGAUCGGACCUACGAACUGCACAUGAACAAUGCCAAUUUAACAUGUUGCUACAAGCAGAUCUUGAGAGCAGGAGUUCGGACAGAAGCUGACUCUCAGUACAAGCUGCUUCCAUGCGUUACGUUCCCCCAGGAUUUUGUGGUACCCAACCACGUGGAGGCAGUGAUCACUGAAUGUCGUCGGCCAAACAGUUCAAAAGUCCUGCAAGAGGAUGGUUUUAGUUUUGUGCAUCCACGAAAGCCAGACCCAGACCCCACGCCUUCAUCGCCUGCUGAUGGAGGUGCGGAGAGAAGGCCCAGCGUCCUGCUCUGGGGCAUAGACUCGCUUUCACGCAUGAACUUUGAGCUAACCAUGCCAUUGACGUUCAAGUAUUUCCGGAAACAGCCGUGGUACGAGCUGCAGGGUUAUAACAAGAUGGGCGACAAUACCUUUCCCAAUCUGAUGGCCGUCCUCACGGGGUUCAACCAAACCCGAUCAUAUUCUAAGUGCCGACCAACCGCAGUGGGUGGGCUGGAUGCCUGUCCCAUGAUCUGGAAGAGCUUCAGGGCGAAAGGCUACGCGACCGCCUAUGCCGAGGACUGGAGUAGUAUAUCGACAUUCGAUUAUCUGAAGAUGGGUUUUCGCACGCCUCCCACGGAUGUGUAUGGACGCCCGAUGAUCCUGGCCCUGGAGAAGGAACUAACGAAGAGGGUUAUAAAGAACGUACCAUACUGCUUGGGCCGAAGGUCUGCCGCUGAGUACAUCUACGACAUGGCCGAGCAGUUUACAGAGGUUCACAAGGAUCGUAAGUUCUUUGGCAUGUUUUGGACCAACUCUUUCAGCCACAACGACUUUUCCAUGCCCUCCGCCAUGGAUGCCAGAAUGGUCAAGUAUAUGCGCACACUCGACCACAACGGGAUCAUGAACAACACCAUUGUCAUCUUCUUCAGCGAUCAUGGCAGUCGAUUCGGGGUGCUGCGCAAGUUAGACAGCGGUUUUCUAGAGGAGCGGCUGCCGGUUAUUUACAUGCGUAUCCCCAAAUGGAUCCGAGACAAGUAUCCGGAGUUCUUGCACAGCUUGAAGGCAAACAAGAACCGGCUGACUUCGCCCUACGACAUUCAUGCCACACUCAAGCACAUCUUGGAACUGGACACACCCGCGGAACAGUUGCCACGACCCGAGGGGUGUCCCACCUGUCACAGCGUCUUCGAGGCGGUGUCCUUGUCCAGAAACUGUUCCCUCGCAGGCAUCGACGACCAUUGGUGCGGUUGUGUCGGCUUCACGGUUCCCGCUACAGAUCCAAUGGCCAGGACGAUAGCUGAGCAGAUAGUGGAGGCCAUAAACAAAUUUCUGACUGGCCUGAAAGGCACGCAAAAGUGUCAAACUCUGAAACUUGCCAAAAUAUCGUCCCUUCACAGGAAAGGUAAUUCAAAUACCUAUCUGGUAGGGCUAUCCAUUUCCCCCGGCGAUGGUUUCCUCGAGGCCUCUGCCCAGUGGAACCCCAAGACCGAAACAAUCUCCACUACGGUAAGCAGCAUUAGUCGGCUGGACUCCUAUGCGACACAGUCGCAGUGCGUUCGUGCGGAGGAAGCAAAGAAGUUUUGUGUCUGCAAAAAAUAAUCGGGUUCGAUCAGCACCGGGCAACCGCAGGAGCACAGCACAAAAGGAACCACAGUUCUGUAUCUGUUCGGCAUCUCGUGGCCAUUGUUCCGGUCUCUCAGGGCAGAGCUGCCUCUGUCUAUCGUUAGAGACGAUCUCCUGGUGAAUGGUUUGGUAUCUGCCAACUGUUUCCGCAACUAAUUUCGGUAUCGUGAUUGUGCAAAGAGCAAAUUAGUUGACAAUUACAUGACAAUUGGCUUGGAUACUCUCGGAUAAUUGUCACUUGACAAUUACCAUGAUCAGAUUGUUCGGGGGAUGCGCAAACUA